Myripristis murdjan (pinecone soldierfish) is the source of this 3912-nucleotide messenger RNA. It is a transcript of the gene ginm1, whose product is annotated as glycoprotein integral membrane 1. The coding region runs from base 39 to 1112 and encodes 357 amino acids. NCBI's taxonomy places the organism in Eukaryota, Metazoa, Chordata, Actinopteri, Holocentriformes, Holocentridae. The record is from RefSeq and is a predicted model, not a curated record. The transcript has 8 exons.
CUAAGCUAACAGCGCAACACAGCCACCGCGGAGCCAAGAUGUCACACCCGACAGUAUACACCGUCUUUCUGCUGCUCGCCUCAGUCAUUUACACUGAGUCGUCGUCCAAGCAGCUGAACACGGAGAACAUUUUGAUUAAUGUGACAGCAGGCACCUUGACGGAUACACAGUUGCAGGAAUCUAACAACUUACAGAUCAAUCUGAACAUAUCAGUGGAUGAAGAGCAGGUGCUGGUCAAUGACAUCCCGGUGGAGCUGUCAGGGGUGACGAGGUUAAACUGCCAGGCAUUGCUGUUGGACAGCACCAAUGGAAGCAGUGAGUUUGAGUCCGGGGACUUGGUCUCCACUGUCACCCGGGUGAUGGUGAACCAGAACCGGCUGUACAGCGACUCGGAGGAGGUUGUGGCUCUGCAGGUGUUCAGCGAAGUCAUAGAAAUGGAGGGCAAAGAGGUCCAACAGCCAGAUAUGUGUGAGGUGAAAAUCCUGAUGAGCCCCAGUUUCCAGAAGCUUGCUCAGUACACCAACAUCUACCCCAUAGGACACAGUGAGAUAUUCAGGAUUCCCAGGGAGGAGGAUGUGGUCAUCACAGACCCACCAAAUCCAAAAAAAGCUGAGGACCAGGUGAUGUCCCAGACUACCAGCCAGUACCCGCUGAAACACGCCGAGACCACCCAGGAGGAGAUUGCAGCCCCGGGGAAGCUCCCAGAGACUCCCCUACGCAUGGACCCUGACCUGCUGUAUGAUGUCAGGGAUGAAGACGACGAGGAUAAAGAGCCCGGCCAGUCAGAUCAGAUUCAAACUGAGAUUCCUUUCAAAGAAUCGAUGUCUUCGUACUCGGCCAUGUGCCGCUGGAUGGAGGAGGUGAGGGAACGGCUGAGGCGCUUCUGCUCCGAGUCCCUGCCUCUCUUCUUCCUGGUCAUGUGGGUGGUGGUGAUCGGCGUCGUUGGCUCAGCGGUCAUCGUCAAGAUCUUGGACAUGUUCUUCCCGGCAUGUGAACAAGUGAACAAGCACAUUUUCCAUGUAAACCCCAUCACCCUCCUGCCGGAGGACGAGAAGCACACUCUGCUGGACAGCAUGGAAGUAGAGGCAGAAGAGGAGGAGAAGAGGCCUUGAACGAGGACUGAUUGGGUGGCUGGAUCCAGCUCUCUUACUUUCAGAUUGUCCAUACUCAUUCAUUAGCCAUGAUUACAGUUUUGGAGCUGGCACGGCUCUCCUCUGGCCUCUAUCCAGACGUGUGAACUGUUUAUUUUUGUCUUCACUCACAUUUGCUCUUGAACUACAUUUCCUUUUGAAUUUUGCAGUUCAGGGGAAACAAGGUGGUGCGAGUUUACAGGCGUCAAGCUGUCUGACUGCACUUGGCAAGUUGUUGGUUCGAUAUUAUUUGCCUGCAUGUAAAUGUUCCUGUGAAUGACUAAAGCAACAGUCAUGGGAUCAGUCAGGGACAAUCCAGGCUGAAGGUUAGGAUAUUAAUGUAUUCUGGAAAGACGGCCCAAUGGUAACAGUUACGGUCCUUAUGGAUCCGUCAAAGUUAAAUGGUCAUGUGAUUAACCAGCAAACACAGGUGACAAAGAAAUCUGUCGAUGGAUUGAAUGUGUUUCCCUGCACCCAGAGUACAAACACAGCAUCUGCAGAUGACACCUUACUCUUUGCAGCUGUGCUUGGGCAACAAAAGUAAUUAGUGACAUCACUAGGCGCUACUAAGUUACAUCAGUUUUUAUUCAACCUGCUGCAAGAAUUUCUGUGUUACCCACUUCAGUGACAUGCCACAGCAACAGCGGCCUGUGCUGCCACAUGUGAUGUCGAUCACAGCUUUAAAUGCAGUGUAAGUAAACAAGAAGCCAAUCUCAUGUAUAGCAAGCAUCCUUAGAUUGCAAUUUCUCGAUUAGCGGCAUGUUGUAUUUGUGUUAUGCCACAGUAGUUUUGCUCGUUUCUCUUUUUUAGAUUCGUGCCAGCAAAAAAAAUGAAAGAAGAAAGUUACGACAUUCUGAUUUAUUCGCUACUUAACACAGAACGACCAAGAAAAGGUUUUGGCUGAGGAAGGCAGUCACCAAGAGGAAAUGAAGUGAAUAUGAACAAAAAAUGAAAAUGAGCAAGUAAGGGGCUGGAUCCAGGCACUUAGAGUCAAUAUGUUCACUGAAAUCAAUCUUUCUAUAUGUAGCAGUUAUGCACCAGUCACAUGAUGGAUAAUGUUAUUUCAGAUUGCUUUCCUUUAUAACUUAUUUGAAUCCAUUUGAAAUUUUGAAUCUUUUAAGUGUCACUACUGACAAAAAAAAACCUUUCGAGGUCCACUGCUAAGGUUCGCAUUUUGAUUGUCUUACCUCACAGUGCCUCAGUUGACUACUCUAUUGGAAAGUGUGACUUUAUCACUAAAUAGUGAUUAUGAAAUAUUUUACAUGGGCCUGUUCUGUUGUCAUUUUCUAUCAACAUGAUUGGAGAAUGUAAAUGAGGAUGUCCAUGUUGUCUUUAUGCACUAUAGACAGAUAAGAAACAAUUGAUAUGACUUUCACAUGCUGUAUAGAAGAAACCCUGCACUAAAAUAGUAGAUGUUUUAAACAUGUCCAGAAGACAUGACCGUAAGUUGAAUGUGUAAAUUAUUGUAAAUGGAAUGUGAAUCUGCUCUUCACGUUGCAUUUCUGUGUGAAUACUGGACUCCAGACCUGCACGGACUUUUGUAUAUCCCCUCAUGAGUUGAGAGCCGGACAACCAUCCUGAACUCGCUCCGACGUCAGGUGGUGCUUCAACUUGUAGAGCCUCAUUAUGUUGUUUUUUUUUCUGUAAAUGACAGUUUGGCCUUUCUGUUUGGCUGUAUGCAUACACAUUUGUAGAUACUGGAAUGCAUAAGAUGAACAUGGCACACAAGGCCAUGAUGUGAUGUCAUUUAUCUCAUAAUAUGCUUCGCGGUGUUGCACCUUGUCAAUUUAGCGCCUGCUGCUCUUUGGAAAUGCCUGUUUUAACUUAAAUCAGUUGUGUGGUUAUCAUUUUUUGUGUGCGGAAUGUUUAUUUUUUUUUUCGGGUAUGCACAGGUCAUUUAUCCUAAACACUAAAUCUGUCAUUUUGUGUUAAAACAUUCAGCUGACAUUUUUAACCAAAGGGACUAAGAAUGAAUGCAGCAAUAGAGAUAAAUUCCCAGGUUUCCAAUAUUACAAGCUGUCAGUAGUAAGGAGUGUGCAGGGAAAAUAUGCCCUAACAGCAGAUGAGACAAGCACUGCUGUGUUCAGCAUGUACAUAUAUAUAUAUAUAUAUAUAUAUAUAUAUAACAUGGGAAAAGUCUGUGGGUUUUAUUAUUUUUUUCAAAUUUUCUUCCACAAUUAGGUGCAAGAAAAUGGUGAGGGUAGUAAACAUGCACUGGCUCAUUUGCCUCAACAGUAGAGGUUUGACUCCAGACAGCUUUGCGAUUCUCAAGGUGAGGCUCCAGUGUUGGCAGAAGCAUGAUAUUGUCUAUAAGGGGUUCAGUUGUGCUGCGUAAUGCAUGACUCAAUGCAUUAGCAAACGGUGCAUGUUUAGUCUACGCUGAUGAAUGCACUUUGCUGUUGCCUCAGUGAAUUACAGACCCGGAAACUGCAUGAUGACAAACAGCUCAAGUUGCAUCGGCAUCCAUCUCAAAUCAUGAAUAUGACAAACUGAGUGCAGCACUUUUUGAAAUAGUUGCAGUUCUUUUGUAAACAAAAGCAAAUAAACAGUGAAGAUGUCAGGCAUGAAUCAAAAGUGUCACAGAAGAACAAAAUAGCAAAAAAAAAAAUAAUAAAAAUAAUAUAAAGGAAUGUUUCAUUCUUGUUUUGUUUUGAGUGUGUCAGACAAGAUCCAUGCCAGGUUUAUUUUUUGUUGUAUGCUAUUCUGCUUCAAGACUUUUGUGUUACAUCUGGACUGUCUGUGGUUCCAAAACCUUGCUGAUUAAAUGCUUUCCUUAUGACUG